UGCAAAACCCAAGAUUCUUCCCCAAUAUCCAAAGUUGUGGCCGUUCCUAUUCACAGCCCCAAUAUACACAGUUGACUUAUUUUUGGUUGGAAAAGUUGGUUUUGCAUCUCUCUGAUUCCCUUUUUAUCUCUUGCCCUUUUUUCUCCUUUUUAUUUUUCUUCUUCCUUCUUAUAGGGUAUAUACCCCAUAUUAUGCCUAUAUAGCAUAAACCACCAUAGCUAAAUUUGAAGAAUUUGAUGAUUUGGGUCGGCUAAAAAUACAAUCUUUCUAAUACCCUUUUGAAAUCUCAGCUCAGAUUUGCAAGAUGGAUACGCAGAACCCGGAACAUAGACAUGUAAUUGAGGUAAGUGGUGACAAGGGGAGUAAAAUCUGUGGUUCAGCACCGUGUGGAUUCUCAGAUGUUACCACCAUGUCUAAGGAUGCACAGGAGAGAUCAGCAUCCAUGAGGAAACUGUGCAUUGCAGUUGUCCUCUGCAUCAUUUUUAUGGCUGUCGAGGUUGUCGGAGGUAUUAAAGCCAACAGUCUUGCAAUUUUGACGGAUGCCGCUCAUCUACUGUCAGAUGUUGCAGCUUUUGCAAUAUCCUUGUUUUCACUCUGGGCAUCAGGAUGGGAAGCUAAUCCACGCCAGUCCUAUGGUUUUUUUAGGAUAGAGAUACUUGGGGCAUUAGUUUCUAUCCAAAUGAUAUGGCUUCUAGCUGGGAUCCUUGUUUAUGAAGCCAUUGCUCGACUUAUACACGAUAGAGGUGAAGUUCAAGGCUUCCUCAUGUUUGUGGUGUCUGCGUUUGGAUUAGGAGUGAACCUCAUCAUGGCAUUCUUGUUAGGUCAUGAUCAUGGCCACGGCCAUGGACACAGCCACGGUCAUGACCACGGCCAUGAUCACAGCCAUAAUAACAAAGAGCAUGCUCAUAGCCAUGGUGAUCAUGAGCACGGCCACGGUGAGCAUACACAUAUACAUGGAAUUAGUGUUAGUCGGCACCAUCACCAUAAUGAGGGACCUUCGAACCGAGAUCAACACAUCCAUGCACAUGACGCUGAUCCCACUGUGCCUCUACUUAAUGAUUCCUGUGAGGGUGAACGUGCUGCAUCAGAAGGUGAAAAGAAAAAGAAGCAGCUGAAUAUAAAUGUUCAGGGGGCUUAUCUUCAUGUACUAGGAGAUUCUAUUCAGAGCAUAGGUGUCAUGAUUGGGGGAGCUAUUAUAUGGUAUAAACCAGAGUGGAAAAUCAUUGAUCUAAUUUGCACUCUCAUUUUCUCCGUUGUUGUUCUUGCCACAACCAUUAGGAUGAUUCGGAGUAUUCUUGAAGUAUUAAUGGAGAGCACACCGAGAGAAAUUGAUGCAACACGGCUUGAGAAGGGGCUAUGUGAGAUGGAGGAGGUUGUUGCAAUCCAUGAAUUGCACAUAUGGGCUAUUACAGUCGGGAAAGUACUCUUGGCUUGCCAUGUCAAGAUUAAGCCUGAUGCUGAUGCUGACAUGGUGCUGGAUAAGGUGGUCGAUUAUAUUAGGAGGGAAUAUAACAUUAGCCAUGUAACCAUUCAAAUAGAAAGAGAGUAGUCGCGAGGUGAAGUUUAUUUUGGCUGUUGUACUGGUCAUUGGCUUCUUUAUUCUUUCAGAUAUUAGUUUCAAAGGAAAACAUCAUCUGGUUACGCGGUUCCAGUAUCUGUUUCGUUUUAGUAAAUCAUGGUCUUUUAGCA
Messenger RNA from Solanum dulcamara, 1689 nucleotides. Its product is annotated as metal tolerance protein 1-like. Bases 305 to 1549 code for a protein of 414 amino acids. Gene Ontology annotation, biological process: zinc ion transmembrane transport. Gene Ontology annotation, cellular component: vacuole; plasma membrane. The record is from RefSeq and is a predicted model, not a curated record. The transcript is spliced from 2 exons. Gene Ontology annotation, molecular function: zinc ion transmembrane transporter activity. NCBI's taxonomy places the organism in Eukaryota, Viridiplantae, Streptophyta, Magnoliopsida, Solanales, Solanaceae.